This is a messenger RNA of Ilex paraguariensis (yerba mate), 1470 nucleotides long. NCBI's taxonomy places the organism in Eukaryota, Viridiplantae, Streptophyta, Magnoliopsida, Aquifoliales, Aquifoliaceae. The record is from the annotation of a GenBank genome assembly.
GCGAUUACUAUUUCUAGGUAUUUCUAUGAUUUUAUUUUUAGGCGCAUUUCGACUCUUAUUUAUCGGUUCCAUUUGGAGGGUGUACAUGACAAUCAGCACAGCAGCAACAACGGCAGUGGAUAGAAACUUCUCAUAGAGAUGGCGGCUUUAUUAUAAUCUUUUGGUUUUUUGGGCUCCAAUGGCCAUGGCUUCACUACAGAAGAGCUUUGCGAGAUUCAGCGUUGAUAGUAUUCUACGUUGUUGUUCAAAACCCAACUUCAAAAAUCGAACACAGCAGCAUAUAAAGCAGCAAGUCGUUUUACCACGACCACCCUUAUCGAGAAGGUGUGCAAUUCUCAUCUCUGUGCUUCCUUUGGGCUUCGUUUCGCUAUCCCUGCCAUCAUUGGGCAGAGAGAGGCGCAACAAAAAGACCAUCCCUCUUGAAGACUACCUCACCAGCUCUGAUGGACUGAAAUACUAUGAUGUUGUUGAGGGAAAGGGCCCUGUAGCUGAAAAAGGAUCAACAGUGCAGGUGCAUUUCGACUGCUUAUACCAUGGUAUUACAGCAGUGUCAAGUCGAGAAUCUAAACUCUUGGCUGGAAAUCGCAUCAUUGCACAGCCUUAUGAGUUCCAGGUUGGAGCUCUCCCCGGAAAAGAACGAAAGCGUGAAUUUGUGGACAAUCCAAAUGGUCUGUUCUCCGCACAAGCUGCACCAAAGCCCCCAACGGCCAUGUACACAAUAACCGAAGGGAUGAAAGUAGGGGGGAAGAGAACUGUACUUGUUCCUCCAGAGGCAGGAUACGGCAAAAAAGGGAUGAAUGAGAUUCCAGUAAGCUGUUAACAAUGAUCAUACCAAUAUAUUUUAAAAGUUACCUCAUAAUAUAUUUAUUUUGUUUAACAGUUUAUUAGUAUUGUAAGUUGAUGCCAUAAUGCCUUGCUGGCUACAUAUCAACUUGUUUUUGAAUUUUUUUCCCUUUAAUAAUUCUGGAGAAUGCAUAUUUAACUUUGAGCUCAAAGUAGAGAAAAUGAAGCCAUUUGAAGUUCAAAAUUCACCCCCUCUUGAACAUGUGGGUGAAAAUUGGUAUAUUUUUGGGUUCUCACCUCAUAUAUCACUUUAUGAAGUCCCAUGUAAUGACGGUUACUGACUUGGUUAUGUUAAUUCUGCAGCCAGGAGUUACAUUUGAACUGAAUAUCGAGCUAUUGCAAGUAAUACCAUCACAGUAGUAGUCAUUUUUUGAGUUAUAAGAUAUUGUAAAAACCAAAUUUAUACUUCAUUCUUCUUUCUUUUUCUCCAUCAUAUCGAAAAGGGUCUUUACUCUGCCAGACUGAUUCUUUUAUCCACAGAAAGGUCGACCAAGGUGAAUUGUAUCUCCCAACAUUUGGUUCUUGCUCAUGUGAAUUUUUACUGGGAUUAUUAAUGUAACCCGCCAUGGAGCAACGUUCUUUUUUGAAUUUAUAUGCUAUUACUGUUUAAUUUAUUAUUAUUCUAAA